AUGGCCUUUUUACCAGCACUGCACGCGCUCCACCUGCCACCGCCGCCACCGCCGACGUCGUCGCGCGCCCGCAUGGACAUCCGCGCGCUCAUCUCGCCCGAGCCGCGGUACCUCGUCAAGAAGCCACUGCCGAAGGACAAGGACACGCGCAGCAAGGCGCGCCCGGGCUUCCGAAAAGGCAAGUGGACCGACGAAGAGAGCGUGUACGCCGAGCGCAUGACGCACUACUUCAAGGAGGGCUUGUUGCCGCUCGAGAAGGGCACGAUGCUGCGCAUGUACCUCGCGGACAAGCUCAACUGCGAGCCCAUGCGCAUCACGAAAAAGUUUACUGGCGACGAGUGCAUCGGGAAGCAGAUCUUUCGCCCGCUGCCGCCGACGCCGCUCGUGAACGCACGCAUGCAGUCGGUGCAGACCGAGCUCAAGGCGCUCGAGACUGCGUUCUUGCAUCGCAUCGAAGAGAUGCCCAUGUACUGCAUGUCGACGAAGGACAAGGCAACGGCGUCGAACGAGCUCAAGCUCAUCAAGCGCGGCAAGCUCCGCCCGCGCAAGGCCAUGACGACGAACGCGGCGUCGGAGAAGGCCAAGAAGCCGCUGAGCCCGCCGGAAGACGCACAGGCUGCGUGCCUCCUCCUCGGCUUCUUCCAUGGCGCGGGCUCUUCCGAGAACGAAGACACGGCCUCGGUCGCCUCGCCGAUCGCGGCCGGGAAUCCGUUCUUGCCCGUGGCGCAAGACGGCCGCAUCUCGCCGUCUGGGAAAGGCGCACGGUCGGACGACGACGUCGCGCCACCCACCGUGCGCCCGCGCUCGACGCGCAAGUUUUCCAUUUCCCACUGCGCCGACGAGUGCGACGACGACAUGGUCCUUGAGAUGAAGCGGCCGCGCAUCGGGUCCAUUAGCUCGCUCUGCUCCUAA
This is a messenger RNA of Saprolegnia parasitica CBS 223.65, 912 nucleotides long. RefSeq lists its product as hypothetical. The record is from RefSeq and is a predicted model, not a curated record. The transcript has a single exon. NCBI's taxonomy places the organism in Eukaryota, Oomycota, Saprolegniomycetes, Saprolegniales, Saprolegniaceae. Bases 1 to 912 code for a protein of 303 amino acids.